Molecule: messenger RNA, 1055 nt
Organism: Adineta steineri
Lineage: Eukaryota; Metazoa; Rotifera; Eurotatoria; Adinetida; Adinetidae
Source: the annotation of a GenBank genome assembly
AUGAGUCGAAAUAUUCAACAAAUUCGUUCUCGACGUAUACAAUGUAUUGUAUUAUCAUCUGAUGAUGAGAUUGACAAUAAUAUCAACGAAAAACAUAGUCAAGACGAUAGAAAACCGAUCAUAUCAACAAUAAAUCAAUUACAAGUAGCAACAUCUUAUUCAAAAAAAUCAAAAUCAGUUGUACCAAAACAAUCCUUAACAACAACAGCAGCCAGAAUACCAGAAGAAAUUGGUUUAACUUCACCAAUGAAAUUUUCAUAUGAUCUAUCUCAACAAAACUAUUUACCAUAUACACUUACGUCUAAGAAUCAAGAACGUCUAUCUAUUUUACCAACAUAUCCAUCAACGAAUAAUAAUAUCAAUGAUCAACCAUCAAUAUUAUUAUUAUUGGCUAAUAUUUCCAACAGUCAAUUAUCCUCACAAGAACGAACAUAUCGUCAACAAGGUACAUAUAAAUGUAGUUUUUCAAUUCAAGAUCGUACUGCAUUGACAACAUCAUUUAUGGUUCAACAAUACAAUACAUAUUAUGAAUCAAUUAUUGAACGUUUGAAUGUGGAUUUGUCUAUUUUGGAUUAUAAUUAUUUACGUUUAAAAAAAUUUAUUCAUUUAUGUCAUUUAGCAUACAUUCGUGUGUUACCGUCGAGACGAUCUAUUAGAUUUAAUUUUGAUAUGAAUGAAAAAGAAUUCCCACAAUUAUUGGAAUUUUAUUUACAAAUUGAUAUUGAUUUAUUCUAUAUGAAAACAUGUUCAUUUCGUCAAGCACAACCAAGAAAAAAAAGUGAAGGUAUAUUUUGUACAACGACACCAGAAUGUCGUUAUGUUAUGACACCAUGUCAUAGUUGUUCAUUAUGUUGUUCAUUGAAUCAAGCAAAUAAUCGUCGACAACAUUCUGUAACAUUUAAUCUAUAUCAAAAAUAUCGUUUCGUCAAUGGAUAUGAAUCCAUUCUUAAUUGUCCUGCUUCAUGUAAUACAGAUAAUAUUAUCUAUGCACUAACAUGUCAAUGCGGUGAUUAUGAUUAUAUUGGUGAAACAAGUGGUAAUCUAUUGAAACGUUU